UGCAGGUGGAGUUGUCAGUCUGCAAUUUUGAAGUAGAGGCUGGAGGAGGUUUAACAACCUGAGCUGAAGACAAUCAGAAAAAAAGUGCAGGCAAAAGUAAUGUGGCUUGGUCACGCUGGGUGGUCAUUAUCCUUGUCAGCGAGAUGACGGGAGGUACAGAUUGCCCCUGGACAGGCAGUUAGGAGUGUGUGCUCCUCUGGACGGAGAAGAGGAUAAUACUCGGGACCAGGCACAGUGUUGUACAUUACUGAGGGCCCGGGAUGCCCAAGGAACCAAGAGGAGAUACCCAAGGGUGUGUAGGGGAGAGGGAACGCACCUCCCGUCCAGCCAGUAAAAAUGCUAAAGACAAAAGCAACAGUGCUGCCCUUUUGGCCUCUAGAGCAAGAGCACAUACUGAACAGGAAAUAAAUGGACGUGACUCACGCUGCUCUGAGAAAGACUCCGGUUACUCGGACACCGGCUCAGACUCCUUGCAGACUGAUGCAGAUGACCAGCAAAGCAGUGUAAAUGAGCCUCAGGUCCACAAGGGUUUGGGUGGGACCGAUCAGGGCUCCCUACAGGGAAACCACAUACUGGUAUCCGGGAGGCCUGAACUCACCCUAUUCAUUAUUAAGAAUGUGGUGUUGAAGCAGCCUGGGCAGUCUGGUCAGGACCACAUCCUUCCUUCAUCUCUUACAUGGGAAGGAGGUGCUCCGAAUAAUCAAGGUCCCACCCACGUUCUCUUGUUACAACAGCCUGGCAUCAAUCAGAGCGCCCCAUUGCACAUCCUCAAACCCCAGCCACAGAGAUCUGAAAGCAAGGGUGUAAAGAAGAGCAAAAACACUUACCUGCCCAUCCUAAACUCCUAUCCUCGAAUUGCGCCUCACCCGAGUAAGAAAACCCCAGAGAAACCUACAACCAGUAGAGGAAGUAACACAGAGGAGCACAGCCUGAGUAAGAGAGUAUGCACCGAGGAGAAGAGAGACGAGGUAUCCACAACCACGCAAGCGGCGAGGCAGCAUCUGCACAAGCAGCCAGAGAAGAACUUGCUGUUGCACUCUCAUUCCCUCUCACGUUCGCUGUCCACAGGCCACGAGACGCUUUCUGGGUCUCACCAGCACCAGAGCCCACGCCGCCCAUCUAGUCCCUCUGCCUCCCUCAACGUGAGCUCUCCGUCAAUCUCAAGCACUCAGACUCCUUCCCCACCCUCUUCCAACGACCUCAUCCAGGCCAGAAAAGAGCCCCAUAAGCAUUGCCCGGAACCAAGCAGUGGCAAGGGGUCGAACAACCUUAAAGGGACAGCGCGGCAUCGCCGCUUCCUCAACACAGUGGAGAUUCUGAGUCAGCUGGGACUAUUCGACAUCACCUUAAGAACGCAGGAUCUGCUGCGGCAAAAUGCCGCCACCGAACGAGACAUAGCCCAGCUUCGCCAACAUGCCGAUCUGCUUUUCCAGGCCGCCCAAGCCGGUGCUGAUGCUCCGGCUGCCUGGGAAAAGCUCCAACAGGUCAUGGCUGAGUCUGGGCGCUAUCCCAGCCUCAAGUGCCUCCCUACAGACAGCAGCAACGGAGGGGACUGGUCUCAAUCGAAGGUGGAAGUUGAGGCAGCCACCAGCACCAAACCUGAUACUCCUGUGGUAUACGGCUAUAGAAUUCAUGGGACUGAAGAGGUGGCGCCCCCAUCCCCUCUUCUAGCUCCAAUGCCGGAUGCAGAAUGCCAGUUGACAGGUCAAUACGACUCUGUCAAUGAUAGCACCACCACUUCUGAGCAGAUCAGAGCCCACAGAGGAGCCAUGAGACCACCAGAUGAUCCCAUAAUGCCUCCAGACAGCUCUACACACGGAAACCUGCUUUAGACUGCGCCCAGAAACAGCAAGGGAGACUACAAGACAUUUUCCCGAACGUCUCAAACAUGACUUCAGAGAUGUCAUGUCAUUGCCCCAAUGUUCAGUCGCCUCCAUGGUAACUCAGGGCUAUGCUUAAGGACAGCGUCUUGACUGCGCUGCAUGCCAUCUUUCUGUCUGUCACUUUUUUUCACUCAUCAGCAUCAACAAUCACCCAAAGUGUCUGAUGAGAUAUACAGAAUUUAACACACAUGCUACAGACUGCCACUGUCACUGAUAUUAUCUGCAUCCUGCCACAUAACAGAAUCAAGACACAACUUCAGUUUUUUUUUU
This is a messenger RNA of Labeo rohita (rohu), 2153 nucleotides long. RefSeq lists its product as uncharacterized. Gene Ontology annotation, biological process: negative regulation of DNA-templated transcription; negative regulation of circadian rhythm. Gene Ontology annotation, cellular component: nucleus. The record is from RefSeq and is a predicted model, not a curated record. NCBI's taxonomy places the organism in Eukaryota, Metazoa, Chordata, Actinopteri, Cypriniformes, Cyprinidae.